AGCUUAGACAACCAAACAAAAUGUUUCUGGGAGGAGGAGCUAGUGCUUUCAGCCCAUUGUUUAUUUCUGUAGCUUCUUAUUUUCACAUGAUCUCACUUACACUGUGCUCUAACUACAUUGAACUACACUGGCAGACCCCAGGAUAUGGUAUGUUCUUUCUUAACAUUUUCACAUAACUUUUUCUGUGAGGCUUUUCCUCCAACUAAUUUCCCCUAGCUAAAUCCUCACAGACCUUUGGUUUCAACAAGCCAUCACCUCCCCUAAGAAUCUUUAUUGAAUGUCCUUAAGACUGACCUAUGUGUCCUUUCUAUAUGUUCCAGUAACACCUUGUCAUUCCCUGGAUUUAGACUUAUAUCAACCUGUCCCCCACCUUCAACCCAUAAACUCCUUAAUCUCAAGGAUUAUUACUAGCUUCCCUUUGUAUCCCCAGUCUCCAGUUAGUAAUGAGUGCUUAAUAUAAAUGCCCUGAAUGAAUUAGCAACUAGGUGGAUCAUGAGACUACCUGGAAGUCCCCUAAAGACCUUUCAUUCAUUUUCCAGGGUCAAGAUCUUCCUGUAUAUUAUGAAAGUUAGUUUCCCUUUAGGGAAGGCAAAGUGAAGAACAGACUGGAACUCAAGCUCCCAGAGGAAAUGGGGAAAGGUCAUUAAUUGAAUUAUUGUUUAAUUAUCUUGAUGUUUAACUAAUUUCCAUUUUAGUUUAGCAACAUUUUAACAUCAGUUAUAGUGAAGAUAAGAAAAAUUCAGAUUGUUUUCUGAUAAAUAAAUAAAAUAUUUCUCACAGCUAGUUAUUAUACUAAGGGAAAAGAAAGGAACAACAGUUUGUAUUUAUACUUUUUGUUUAUUAAAAUUUCUUGUAGUUCCCAUAAAAUGAAGGUAUAAAAAAUAAAGCACAUUUUCUUGCAAAAGAAAAGGAAGACUAAAUUAUGGUAUCAAACAGAUGUGGAUAAUUUAUUUUAGUUGUUAUAAAAUACUGACAUUAGAAAUAGGUUGUAGCAAAGAAUUUUAUCUGUUUUAAAAAGAAAAAAAAUAUUAUGUUUCAAAAAAUACUGCAAAUACUGCAUCAUCUUACCCAUUAUUUUUUUUAAGUUCACAUUAACCUGAGAUAGAUUUAUAUGAAAAUUUUAGAAAAUUUCUCCUUUUUAAUGUUGAAAAUAUUUUUAGGUUUACUUUAGAAUUCCAGCUGUCAAAAUGAUCUUCAAUUAAAUCAUCUUGGUAGCAACAAUGAUUAACAUUGAACAUGUCAACUCAAACACAUCAAGCUAAAAGUGAGAGCAAAUUUGCAUCUUGUCCUUAGACUUGGAAGACAUAAAUUCCACCAAUUUGUAGUCUGGUUCAGGUGAGGUCAUUUAUUGUAUGGGUCACAUUUUUAAGAAGAGCUAUUUAAAAAACAUUUUGUAUGACACCAAAAAGCCACACAACCCUUCUACGCCAGCACCUCCAGUGUUGGGGACUAGGAAAGGGAAGGGGGCUGGAGUGAUGGCAUUUCAGUAGCCAAAGGGAAUAAGGGAUGGCAGUGGAAAGAACGCUAAGAGGAGUUUCCUGAAUUCAGAAAUUCAUGGGUUCUUGCUGGAGCCAAAGACUCCCCCAGCCUGAGCAGCCCCAGGACCCAGGGCCAGCUCUGCAGGGAGAGCCAUUGUCUGCCAGCUUCUUAUGGAUGCAGAGCUCUUCCCACAUCACUGCUGACAAGGUUCUGCUCAAGCCCAUAGCAUAGUGGUCCUUCCCCGCUGGUGGAAAUUGCACAUUUCAGGAGAAAUGAUGUUUGUUUCUUCUACCUCAUCUUCUCGCCAUCUCACCUGGUUUCUGGAGCCACUCGUGACCUCCUAAGGCUGGGAGUCUUCUUGAGAUUUCACCCUCUUUGCCAUUACCUGACAUUUUAAGUUCUGCUUUGGGGGAUAUGCAGUGGAGACAAGGGCUGAGAUCAAGAUAUUGACCCAAAAGAGCAAUUUCUCUUUCUCCUUGGGUUCCAUCUACAGCCUUAGAUACCCUUUGAAAACUACCUGGGAGUUUUCAAACACAGACAGCAGGGGCUAAUGGCAUUCCUGGAGAAAAUAGAUCUGGAGUAGAACAGGCAUUAUUCAUCUAGGCUUCUGCAAAUUUGCAGAUAAACUCAGUCCAUCAGCCUCAGCAGUGAGAUGGAUUAGCAUGAGCUAGGAGGUUAGAGACAGGGAUGAUGGAGGGAAAAGGCAUAUUUGAAAAAUGCUGACAGGACUUAUCUACUAGCUCUGGAAUCCCUCCCACCCACCAGGCUGCCCUUGGCCCUCCGCUUCUACUACUCAAUGCUCAUUAGUGACUUCCUGACUUUGGGGAGACACCCAUGGGGUCAAGUUGCGUUGAGUGGGCAAGAGGAGGGGAGGUGGAGGGUGGGCACCAAGUAAAGGAGGCAAGAGGAGGGGAUUGACUGGGAUUUUAGCUGGGGACCCAUGGUCACUGGGGUGCUUGAAAGUUUGGCAGGGGACUGUCCUGGCAGCAGCUACUAAUUGCUGGGGGAGUGAGCAAGUGUGGGGAGGGGAGGGAAUAUUGAAAGAGACUGGGUUCCACUGCUUUAGUUUUGAGAGACCUGGUGAAAUAAAAUCCAAUGACUUUGAGAGCUUCCUAUGUAUAAGAAGGGUUAUAGGUGCUGAGAGGGAAUAAAAGAGGGAUACACAUAAUUUCUGGUCCCUUUCCUAUCUCUUCCCUAGACUGGUUGCCCAUGUGUUCCUAUCUGAGGGGUGCAAGGAGCCCAUGGGCAAUGGGCAAUUGUUGUCCAGGGUGCAGAGGCAAAGAUUACAGGCUUUCUGUAUUCACACCCCACUCCCCUCCAGCAAAGCACCUCCAGUGGGCCUCCUGCCUCUCCUCACUUCUCUUCUUACAGAAUGCUCCAGACACAUUGAUACCAAGUAAAAGGGGACCUUUAGUGCCCUUCCAGAAUUUCCAGUGGCUCCCAAUUGAUGGGCUGGGGGAGGGGGGAGGACAAAACCUCAAGAAAUGACCGGCCAUCAUGGCAGGAAGGGAGGCAACCCACAUCUGGAGUCCUAGAGAAUGUGCUGUGAGGAGAGUGCUUCAGUCAGAGCCUAAGCUACAGGCUAACCUGCCAACCAGCCAUCUUCCACUCAAAGUGCUGCCGGCAAAGUCCCCUUCCCACCCUCCAUGCCAGCCUACACUUGUAACCACAGGGUGGCAGUGGGAGGCAGAAGAAGGAAGAAUGGAUACAGGGACAGAAAUGUCCAGUAAAUUCAAGCCAAGACUGACAGAUGGGAUCAAUAAGGCGAGCCAGUCUUAGCACCCUAUAGAGUCCAAUAGAUCAAGACACAGAGUCAACAGAGACAGUGGGCAGUGGAACAGACAGGGAGACAUACCCAGAGACAAAAGAGAGGAAAAAGAGGAAUAUCCAGAGAGCAGAAUGAAAGAUCAAAGACAGAUACAAAGUGACACCCAGAAGCCAGAGAUAUUAGAGACAGACACUGUCUCAGAGACAAGAGUUAGACCCAGGCUCAGGGGGUCUGAAAGCCAUACACCCAGAGCCAAAGAUAGAUCCAUCAACAUGAGGCCAGGGCUGAGGAAAUAGCCAGGGAAGUGCACACAGAGAGGGAGGGAAAGGCAGACAGAGAAGGAAAAGGAGGUGGUGGGGACCACAGGGGGAGGCAGUGAGAAGGGACAGAUAGAGGUUGCAAAAGGUGGGAUGCAGAAUCUGCAGAGUCAAGGAUUCUGCUGACCUCUCAGAGACAAUUUAGGGUAUAGGGGACCUAUCUGGGAUGUAAUUUCGGGUAUGGGGGGGGAUUUCAACACUGUCAAGUAGAGGCAGUAGUGCCCCUUCUUCCUGAGACUAAUGGCUUCUUGGGUCCAUCAUUUGUGUAUUCAGUCCAGACUCUAAGUAGGCUCCAUCUUCUCCAUCUCUGAUAAGUCUUGCUUCAGUUUGAAGAUUAAUGUUAUGGGAAGGAGGAGGUACCUUCCUUUGGUCACUAUUCCAGGGUCUUGGAAGCUCUAUGUUUUGAAUGCCUAGAGCAGGAAGCUCUCUAGGCAAGGACUGUAUCUUUUUCUUUAUUCCUCCAGCACCAUGCUCAAUGCAUAUUCAGUUAGAAUGUGCUAUGAAUACUGAGAGAUUGUCUCAGGAAAUACCUCCUAGUGAAUCUUAAGCCAAUUCUCUUUUAGUUUUAUUCAUACAGUGAUGGGAAACAUAGGUGAGGCAGUAGGAUAAAUGGUGUUGGUAGAGGAACCUAGUAGGAGAUUUUGGAAGAGAUGGCUGGGGAGGGUGCUUCUAUCCUUGUUUAAAGGACUCCUGAGUGUUCUCUUUAGCUGGAUAUAGAACUGGCCUCCAAAUCACCACAGGCUGACUCCAAGUAGCUCCCUACACUCUCCUCCUGCCAACCAGGACCUCCUCCAUACCCCGGACCCCAGGAAGCUUUCUUACUUCUAAAUUCACAUCUUGCUGUCACAAAGUCCUGAACAAAGUCCCAUUUAAGUCCUCACUCCACCCACUUACCCAGACAGGAUCCCAUUAGUCUUCCAUUGCCCACCUCCAGCUUUCCUCCAGGAUUCCAGCUAAGCCACGUCCAUCAUCUCCCAUCCUUUCCUUGCCCUGGCCUUAGCAAGAUAGGAACCCCAGAAGCCACACCUCCCUAGGGUCCUGCCUCCCCAGGGCCCCACCUCCUGAGGGCCCCAACUGUCUGACACUCUCUAAGCUCCACUCCAACUCCUGACUCUGCUUGGCCAACCUCCUUACCUGUCCCUCGGUUUGACUUGCACUUUCUACUCAGGUCUCUCUCCUCUGAGGUAGGAAAAGACCAUGGGCUUUAUGGAGGGAUAACACAUACCUAAUGAAGUAUGAAGCAGCAGAUUUGAAGCCUGAGCAACAGAAGUCAGCAUCCCCAACCCAACUAGGCUUAACUAGCCUCACGGAAUCUAAUCUGAGACUCUUGGAUUUCUGGGCUUGCUACAGUGCUGACCCUAGAAUCCUCUUCAACUCCAGCCACAAUGCUAUGUCAGGCAUUUCACAGAUUUGGUCAAAAGCUGAUACGCAGACGUAUCCUGCAGCAAGACAUGGCUGAAGCUGCCCCUACCAGAAGCCUGAGCACUCUGGAUUUAGUGGCCCUGGGUUUGGGUCACACAGUGGGUGUAGGUGUGUAUGUCCUGGCUUGUGAGGUGGCCAGCAAUCAAGCAGGACCAUCCACUAUGAUCUGCUUUUUGAUGGCCGGUCUAUCUUCUGUGUUGGCCGGGCUGUGUUUUGCAGAGUUUGGUGCCCGGGUUCCCUAUUCUGGCUCUGCAUAUCUCUACAGUUAUGUCACUGUAGGUGAACUCUGGGCUUUCAUCACUGGCUGGAACCUCAUUCUGUUUUUUGUUGCUGGUACAGCCAUCGUGUCCUGUGCCUGGACCUUAGUUUUUGACAACCUCCCUGGGAAUGAGAUCUCUCAGACCCUGCGUGAGAGCAUCUCACCCCAUGUUCCCCAUGUUUUUGUAGAAUAUCUUGACUUUUUUGUUGUGGGCCUUGUGUUGUUAUUCAUUGGAUUGCUGACUUUGAGGAAUAGCGAGAUUUUCCUUGUUACCAAAGUGUUCACACUGCUGAAAAUUUUGGUUCUUGUUUUUUACAUCACCUCUGGCUUCAUUAAGGGGGACCUGCACAACUGGAAGCUCACAGAAGCAGACUAUCUAAAGGCUGGAUUCAAUGACACCUCAAGCUUGGGGACUCUGGGGUCUGGAAGAUUUGUGCCUUUCGGCUUUGAGGGGAUUCUCCGUGGAGCAGCUACCUGUUUCUAUGCAUUUAUUGGUUUUGACAAUAUUGUUACCAGAGUUGAAGAAGUCCAGAAUCAUCAGCGUUCCAUUCCCAUGGGGAUUGUGAUUUCACUAUUCAUCAGCUCUUUGAUGUAUUUUGGAGUCUCUGCGGCACUUACGCUUAUGGUGCCUUACUACAAGAUUCAACCUGGGAGCACCUUGCCUGAGGCAUUUCUUCUUAUUGGCUGGGCCCCUGCCUACUAUGUUAUAGCUUUUGGAUUCCUCUGUAGUCUUUCUGCCAGCCUCUUGGGCUUUAUGUUCCCCAUACGUCAGGUAAUACAUGUGAUGGUGAAGGAUGGCCUCCUGUUCCCUGUCCUUGCCAGGAUCCAUACUGGCACAUACACCCGCAUUGUGGCCACUGUGAUCUUUGGCAUUAUUGCAGUAAUCAUGACAUUCUUUUUUGGACUCACUGAUCUUGUGGACCUCAGGUCAAUUGUGACCCUGCUGACUUACUCCCUGGUGGCAGUUAGUGUUCUCAUCCUCCGAUAUCAGCCUGAGAUGCAGAAUGAGGGAAAUAAAGCAGAGGUGCAGGAGGACAAUAGACCUUCAGCAGAGCAGCUGACUCUACAGGGACUAUUUUUUCCAUGCAGCUCCACACCUACUCCACUCUCUGGCCGGAUUGUCCGUGUUUGCUCCUCACUGCUUGCUCUGCUGCUCACUCUUCUUUGCCUGGUGCUGGCCCGGUGGCCAGUUCUGCUUUCUGGAGACCCACUGUGGAUUUCAGUGGUUGUGGUGCUCCUGGUGCUCAUCACUGGGCUCACUGGGGUCAUCUGGAGACAGCCUCAGAGCUCCAGUCCCCUUUACUUUAAGGUCCCUGCUCUGCCUCUCCUCCCACUACUGAGCAUCUUCAUGAAUAUUUACCUUAUGAUGCAGAUGACAGCUGCCACCUGGGCCCGAUUUGCUGUCUGGAUGCUGAUUGGGUUUGCUAUCUACUUCAGCUAUGGAAUCCAACACAGCCGGGUCGCUUAACUUUACUUAAGUUAGGGCCAAAACUGUAGACCUUGAACUCAGCAGUGUGUGUACACAGUUGGCUUGACAUCGUCACACCUGAAUGCAGUCUGGUCCCCCUGCACAACAAUGGAGAGUAGUCUUGAAUACAUGGAAAGCUAGGCCUCCCUUAGCAUAUUGGUGGGGGAAAGUUAAUAGAGCUUUGCAUUUGUUGUGGAGUGAAGGAUUUUUUUUUGUUUUUGUUUUUUUGCUUUUUUAACUUGUCUACUUUUUUUAUCUAUUUUUCAGUUGUGUCUAUAGCUGCUUGCUGCACUUAAAACAAUUUUAAUUGGGACCCUUGGGUGGCUCAGUCAGUUAAGCUUCUGACUUUUGAUUUUGGCUCAGAUCAUGAUCUCACAAUUUGUGGGAUUGAGCCCUAUGUCAGUCUCUGUGAUGACAGUGAGGGGCCUGCUUAGGAUUCUCUAUCUCCCCCUCUCUUUGCCCCUCACUCCCUUCUCUCCGGAAAGUAAACACACAUUAAAAAACAAUUAUUAUUAAAAGAAACUAGAGAAAGUGUUUUUGUUAUCUUAAGGUAAAUAUGUAGCAAGGAAAACACUGGAUCAUAUGGCAGUUCUAUUUUGAAUUAGUUGCGGAACAAGCAUACUGGUUUCCACAGUGGCUAGACCUAUUUACAUUCCACCAACAGUGUAUGAAGGUUCCUUUUUCUCCACAUCCUUGCCAACACUUGUUAUUUCUUAUCUUUUUGAUUUUGCCUAUUCUUACAGGUAUAAAGUGAUAUCUCCUUAUGGUUUUAACAUCGAUUUUCCUGAUGUUUAGCAAUGGGUUCUCCAGUCGACUUGUUAAGUAAAAGGAGCAGCAGUCAGCACAAAAUGGGAAGACCUCUGUAUUGUCAAGCAAGAAAACGUGGGUUCCAGUUCUGGCUUUAGUUAUCAGUUGGGAUCCUGUGAAGCAUCACCUCGAAUGUUCCAGACAAGUAGAUACCAGACCAAGGGGGACCUCAAGUGACUUCCCAGAAUUUCCAGCAACUCCUAAUGGACAGACUGGGGAUGGAGAGGGCCAAGCCUCAGGGUCUGACAGUACAAGGAACCUGUUCCACACAACCAUCUUCUUCACGAGAGCACUUACAACUGCUGCUGCAGGUGCCUGGUCACCUGGCAUCCUCUGUGGGGAUCGCCUUCACAGCCUGCAGCACAGCUCUGACCAUCCUCACCAGAGGCACAUGCUUGUCCUUCAGGGUGGAUCUGAUUUUUAAAAACAGCCAAGUUUUCUCUGAGGCUGGAGAAUAAGUUGAGGACCUAGCCGGGAAGCAGUAUUUCCAGUUAAAUACAAGGUUGGCACUGGGAGGGAGCCUGGGCAGUGAUGGCAACAGCUUUAUCCUGUCAGCUUUCUGGGCACAUCCACCCCCAGCAGCACCUGAGAGGGGACCAGACUCAGCAGGGACCAGGUGAGAUGGAAGAGGGUCAUAAAGCAAAUAUAUGUCCCCCUCCCUGGUCUUGUUCCCUCCUCCUGCUCCACACCUGCCUCCUUCUUUCUCUUUGUCUUACUCCCUCCCCCAUCUUCAAUGCAGCCCUGUCUUCUUCCUUCCUACUUUGCCUCCUUCACCUUCAUCUCUGUCAAGCAGAUCUGUCUGUCUAUCUCUCUGUAUUUCUGACUCCAAAUAUUUUUUUUUUGUCUGAGAUUUUUCUGGGACUGAGUCUGCCUUCAGCUCUUCCUUCUGGCUCUCUCCCUUCCUUCUUCCAUCCCUCAGUCUUAGAGGGUCUCUCUUCCCGUCAUAUCUUUGUGAGUUUUACCCUGUGUGCCUUUCAGUUUCUUCACCCACGUCUCCUCCUAUCUGUUUUCUUUUGCAGUUUCCCCAUCCCUGUCCCCUCUCUUGCCCUCCCUUCCAUCUUCCUUGCCUCUCUCAUGUCUGUCUUUUAGUCCCUUAUCCUGUCUCUGGCUCACACCCCUCACUCCUCUCCCUUCUCUCCUCCCACCUCUCAUGGUUCUGAUAUUUCAUGUGAAAUCACUUGGAUGGGCUCCAACUGCCAGGCCCCUCAUUCUGUACCCCUCCUUCAGGAGAGACCUAGGGCCCCAAUUCUGCAUCCUCUGCAUUCCCUGCAAACCUGAGAUAGUUCUUAUACUUACUUGUUGAUUAUCUGGAGGCCCAGGUAUUUCGCCAGCCUCCCACUCUCUACACAUGAGGCAGUGAAUAGCACAGCAAGAAAGGAAAGGAAUUGAAUCUUGGGACCAGAUGCAAGCCCUUCUUGCCCUCAAGGACAUACAGCUUUAGGAAAAUCCCAGCUUGAGGCAGGGGAAGACAGUCUAGAAUUGUUGGAACAGACACCAACCAAACACACAGGUGCUUAUCCCCAGGAAUUCUUCCAAUUCCUGCCUGCCUCCUUUGCCUCUAGGAGUUUUGGCUCCUUAGUAUUGGCUGGCCUCUCACCCACUACCCAGCAUAGCACCAUCUACAAAAGAAGUACUGAAUUAGUUCCCUUGGUUCAUGCCUACUAGAGAUGUGUUAGUGCAGGGUCAAUGUGAUUUGUAGGUUUUCUUCAGUUGGAGGUUCUCCCCGAAAUCUGGAGAAAUUCUUUCUGCUCCAGUUUCAAUUAUCUGCUUUAGUAUAGUUAGUAUAGACUCUGUCCCUAGAGAAUCCUGCCACUACCCUUUUCUCCCCUCCUUCUAUCUCCAUCACAGUCAUUAUGGCAACUAAUUUAGAGUUUAGAGGAAUCUCAGUAUUAUUAAGUAGAGGCAGUGGUGCCCUUUUUCCUUUAGAUCAAAUGCUUCUUGAUAAUCCUCCAUUCAGUUCUGGGUCUCUAAGUAGGCCCCAUGUUCUCUAUCUCUGAAAAGUCUUGCCUCUGUUUGAAGAUUAAUGUUCUGGGAAGGAAGAGGCACCUUCCUUUUGUCACUGUUUCAGGAUCUUGGAAGACCUACUAUUUGAAUGAUUAGAGCAGGAAGCUGUUUAGGCAGGGAGUCUGUGGCUUUAUUUACUCCAGCACAAUGCUCAAUGCAUAUUCAGUUACAAUGCACUAUGAACUCUGAAUGACUGUCUCAGAAAAUUCCUUGUGGUGAAGCUUAAGCCAGUUCCCUUGUAGUUUUAGUUCCAGAGUGAUGGGAAACAUAGGUGAGGAGAUGGGGAUGGAUGGUGGUAGAGGAAUCCAGUAGGAGAUUCUGAGACACCGAGUUGCUGGGGUGGGGGAUGUUUCUAUCUUUGUUUAAAGGACUGCUGAGUGGGCUCUUUAGCUGGAUCUGGGACUUGCCCCAAAGCACCACAGGUGGGGCUCCAUCUGGCUCCCCACACUCUCCUCCUGCCAAGCAGAACUUCCUCCAUACCCAGGACCCUGGAAAGCUUACUCU
Molecule: messenger RNA, 10028 nt
Organism: Acinonyx jubatus (cheetah)
Lineage: Eukaryota; Metazoa; Chordata; Mammalia; Carnivora; Felidae
Product: cationic amino acid transporter 3-like
Exons: 7
Coding region: 4950-6713 (587 amino acids)
Biological process (GO): amino acid transport; transmembrane transport
Cellular component (GO): plasma membrane
Molecular function (GO): amino acid transmembrane transporter activity
Source: RefSeq, a predicted model, not a curated record